Cucurbita maxima (winter squash) is the source of this 1604-nucleotide messenger RNA. RefSeq names its product 50S ribosomal protein L1, chloroplastic-like. Gene Ontology annotation, biological process: translation. The coding region runs from base 135 to 1208 and encodes 357 amino acids. NCBI's taxonomy places the organism in Eukaryota, Viridiplantae, Streptophyta, Magnoliopsida, Cucurbitales, Cucurbitaceae. The record is from RefSeq and is a predicted model, not a curated record. Gene Ontology annotation, cellular component: large ribosomal subunit. The transcript is spliced from 7 exons. Gene Ontology annotation, molecular function: structural constituent of ribosome; RNA binding.
GUGUCACCAUUUCCACUUCUUAUCAUCUCCACAUUCCAUGGAUAGAGAGACCCAUUUCCAAAUCCAAAUCCAAAUCAAAAUCCAAAGCCUCUGCAUGAGGUAGAAGAAGAAUCUCCCAGCUUCACUCUCCAUCAAUGGCGGCCUGCACUUCCACUUCUCCUUCUUCCCUAAUGCUCACUUACGCUUCUUCUUCUGUUUACCCCCAAGAUCUCGCUUCCUCCAUCGUCUCUUUCAAUGGGAAAUCCCGAUUUUCCACCAUCAAAUCCUUCUCCUCCUGCCAUUUCUUAUGCAGGCCAAGGAGAUCGGCCGAUUGGAUUUGUCUUAAUUUCCAGAGAAGAGCGAGGCACCAUGUGAUCGUCGCUGCUCUCGCCGCCGAAGCGAAUGUCGCGGAAGCGGAGGCGGAGGCGGAGGAGGGUGUCGCCGUGGGGGGAACGGAUACCGUUGCUGCGCCUAAACCCAAGAAGGGGAAAGCCGCGUUGCCUCUUAAAAGAGAUAGGAGGAGAUCCAAGAGAUUCUUGGAGAUUCAAAAACUAAGGGAAAACAAAAAAGAGUAUGAGAUCAAGACAGCAAUAUCUCUUCUCAAGGAAAUGGCUAGCACAAAAUUUGUAGAAACAGCAGAAGCCCAUUUCCGGCUCAACAUUGAUCCCAAAUACAAUGAUCAACAGCUAAGAGCAACCGUAAAUCUGCCUAAAGGAACAGGGCAAACUGUAAGAGUAGCUGUUCUUACUCAAGGUGAGAAAUUCGAUGAAGCGAAAAAUGCUGGUGCAGAUUUGGUUGGUGGGGAGGACUUAAUAGAACAGAUUAAAGGAGGAUUUAUGGAUUUUGACAAACUGAUUGCUUCCCCAGACAUGAUGCCUAAGGUUGCUAGCCUUGGGAAGCUCCUAGGACCACGAGGGCUCAUGCCGAAUCCAAAAGCCGGUACCGUAGCAACCAAUCUGCCUCAGGCAAUAGCAGAAUUCAAGCAGGGGAAAGUUGAAUACAGAGCAGAUAAAACUGGGAUCGUUCACUUACCAUUUGGGAAAGCCGACUUCAGUGAAGAAGACCUUCUUGUAAACUUGCUCGCAGCCAUAAAAUCAGUAGAAACCAAUAAACCGACAGGUGCCAAAGGUGUAUACUGGAAAAGCGCACACAUAUGCUCGUCGAUGGGACCUUCAAUUCGAUUAAAUAUAAGGGAGAUGCUCGACUUCAAGCUUUCCUCGACAGCUUGACAAAUAACAAGCCUGUAAAUUUCUUCUGUUUGUUGAAUCAGCCUAUGGGGGAUCCACUACAAUAUAAUGAUGUCCAAAUGUGAGCUGCACUGGAAUGAAGAUGAUUGAAAAACUGGGAUGAAUAAUGAGAAGAUAUCAGAAAAUUAUGAUCACAGAAACAAGCAUACUGCAUAGUCUUCUAUACUGACUGAAUCUCUCUGUAUUAAUGGUGUUAAGUUCUUAAUGAUCUUUGAUUAACGUCUUGGGUUUUAGGGAAAAAAAUGAUGAAUGUACUGAAAUGUAAUGACUAGUUGAUGCUCUUUUAUUCUGUUCCUGUUUAGGUAUUUUCGUCCUUAUGAAAACGUGGAAUCAUUGCUCCUUCUGAGCAAUCGUAUUCUCAAACUUCUCAUUGUAUUA